Molecule: messenger RNA, 3595 nt
Organism: Monodelphis domestica (gray short-tailed opossum)
Lineage: Eukaryota; Metazoa; Chordata; Mammalia; Didelphimorphia; Didelphidae
Gene: GPRC5C
Product: G protein-coupled receptor class C group 5 member C
Biological process (GO): G protein-coupled receptor signaling pathway
Cellular component (GO): intracellular membrane-bounded organelle; signaling receptor complex; extracellular exosome
Molecular function (GO): G protein-coupled receptor activity; protein kinase activator activity
Source: RefSeq, a predicted model, not a curated record
GAGGGAGGGAAGCAGAUAAGCCAGCCCCUCUCUCCAGUCUAGGCCUCGGGUUGAGACCGGCAACCCCUGACCCUCCCGCGUCCCAGCUCAGCACCCUCCUCCCCAAUUCCCAGCGCCAAUCUGCCCCGGGAUCCGGCGCUGAGACCUGCGCCCACGCCCCGCCGAGAGUCCCUCCUCCUUCUCCUCCCUCACUCCAAUCUUUCCACUUGCGCCUAGCCCGGGGCCGCUGCUGGCCCCGAUCUCCCUGCUGCCGUCCCGGAGGUAGAGGCGUCCCAGGCUUCUUCUGGGACCCAGUCUGGACUGGCUCCAGAGCCAGAAUGGCUAUCCCCCAGGCCCUCCUAUCCUGCCUGGGUGUCUUGCUGCUACUUCUCCCCAGGAAUCAAGCCCAGGUCCAUGCCCCACCUGGGUGCAGCCCAGACCUCAACCCCCUCUACUACAAUCUGUGUGACCGCUCAGGGGCUUGGGGUAUUGUCCUGGAGGCUUUGGCAGGGGCUGGGGUUAUCUCUACCUUUGUCCUCACCAUCAUCCUGGUGGCCAGCCUUCCUUUUGUGCAGGACAGCAAGAAACGGAGCCUGCUAGGGACCCAGGUGUUCUUCCUGCUGGGGACUCUGGGCCUCUUCUGCCUGGUGUUUGCUUGUGUGGUCAAGCCUGAUUUCUCCACUUGUGCCUCAAGGCGUUUUCUCUUUGGUGUCCUUUUUGGCAUCUGUUUCUCCUGUCUCAGUGCCCAUGUCUUCGCCCUCAACUUCCUGGCUCGGAAGAACCAGGGCCCUCGGGGCUGGGUAAUCUUUGCUGUGGCUCUGCUGCUGGCCCUGGUGGAGGUUAUCAUCAACACAGAGUGGCUGAUCAUUACACUGGUCAGGGGUGGGCAUGGAGGGGGAGGCGUUCUUCAUGGCAACAGCAGUACCAGCUGGGGUGAGGCAUCCCCCUGUGCCAUUGCCAAUAUGGACUUCGUCAUGGCCCUCAUAUAUGUUAUGCUCCUGCUGUUGACUGCUUUUGUCGGGGCUUGGCCCAUCCUCUGUGGCCGCUUCAAGCGUUGGCGGAAACACGGGGUGUUUGUGCUGCUGACCACGGCCACUUCCAUUGCUAUCUGGGUGGUAUGGAUUGUUAUGUACACCUAUGGCAACGAACAGCGGAACAGUCCUACCUGGGAUGACCCCACCUUGGCCAUAGCCUUGGCUGCCAAUGCCUGGGCUUUUGUUCUCUUUUAUAUAAUCCCAGAAGUCUCCCAGGUGACCAAGGCCAGUCCAGAACAGAGCUACCAGGGGGAUAUCUAUCCCACCCGGGGCGUGGGCUAUGAAACCAUUCUGAAGGAGAAGGGACAGAGCAUGUUUGUGGAAAACAAGGCUUUCUCAAUGGAUGAGCCAUCCUCAGCCAAGAGACCUGUGUCACCGUACAGCGGAUACAAUGGCCAACUGCUGACAAGUGUAUACCAGCCAACUGAGAUGGCCCUGAUGCACAAAGGCCUGUCUGAAGGGCCCUAUGAUGUCAUCCUCCCACGGGCCACUGCCAACAGCAGCCAGGUGAUGGGCAGUGCCAACUCGACCCUUCGGGCUGAAGAUGUAUAUGCCACCCAGAGCCACCAGGCAGCAUCACAGAAGGAUGUCAAGAAUGCGCAGGCUAUGCAGGACCCAACACCUUUCCAGGCCUUGUAAUGCAAACUAGGAGGGACCCCGGAUUCAGCAGAUCUGAAGCAGUGGACUUAGGCGGGCGUGAUGGAUGUCUGAUCUGAGAAAAAGCAGGACUCACUUCCCUAUAUCCCUUUUUUACCUGUCUCUGGGCUUCCCUGUCUGCCAGGGAGCUACGGGCCAUAAGGAUCAGUCCCAGCUCUCCCUCCCUCCCACCCUCCUACUCCCCAAAGACACAAUCCCGUCUGGAGCUACUCCUAGCUCUUCAGAAUGAAGGAAGGAUCCCAGAAUGAAGGAAGGAUCCCUGUGGUUGCCUUUCCUCUAGGUUACCUUUGCCACUGUGAGCUGACAUCUCAGGUACCUCUUUUCUUCUUGGGCCCACAUCAUGGGACCAUACUGAUGUAGCCAUGCCCCUUGCUGCCCACUCCAACCCUCUCUCCUUCCACAGACCAUUUUCUCUGGAAGGGUCAGCCUCCUGGAAUUGUCCUGAGAUGGAGGUGACCCUGCAGGUAGGUAGUUUAAGCCCUGCUCCCCUGGGUUUGCUAUCCAAGAGGGUGAAUGGUUGCCAUUUGAAUGGAAGGAAGCAAAUGACCAGGGGUGAAAGGCUUCCUGGGCAGGAAGCAGGCCUCUUGGCUAACAUCCUCCUGGAGAAGUGACAUUUUUUUUCUGCUGUAAGUGAUGCUCCUUGGGCCAUGGUUCCUGGAUCUGAGCCAUUUCAGUGCAGCGGCGUUCACUCCCCCCACCUACAUUCUCUGCCACUAGUUUUCUGUAUCAGAUUCACACCCCUGGGCCAUGAGACCUUGAGCACUCUGGCCUCCUCACUACUUCAUCAGAGGGGAUGCUGACUACACAGACUGUCCUACUUGGAAGCUCGACACCCUGCCUCCCUAGCCCCCUCUGCCUCUUCCUGGGAAACUUGGCCAAGAAGGGUAGGGAAUUUGCAGGGCUUGGCUGCCUUGAACGAUGCAGAGAUGCUGUUUGGACGCCCAUUGGCUUUCCUUUCUGUGAAGUUUUCCCCCUUGUAUCCUCUUUUACUUUGUCCUGGAAUCCUGGUCAGUGUAAAUGACCAGGACUCCCAACUGGAACACACAGGAGACAGGAAGCAACAGGAAGGACUGAUUAAUUGGACAUCCCUGGACUAAGGCUGGAAGAGGGUCCUUAAGAGACACCCAGAUGAAAGAAGGAGCCUUGUGUGCUCCCUGGACCAGAAUGGGAUAGGGACCAGAACGCGGGCUCAGGGCAUUUGAAAAUGGACUCUUUGUACUUAAAAGGUCUAGAAUAUACUUUUACUUCCUACUGGUCAGAUAUCAAAGGUCCCUGCCCCCUCCAAUUUGCCCUUAUGUUGUGUGUCCACUGGGGGAAUCAGGAGUUAUUUAUUUUGAAAUACAAGUUCCCACCCAGAGAAGGGGAGUGGGGUCAAGGGGCUUACUGUCAAAUGGUCACCUAGGAAAUAGUCCAAUCAACCCAAAGAAGAUACAAAAGGAGUCAUCUUUGCCAUCUUUGUUGGCAGAGAUCCUGCCCCAGUGAAGGUUUCCCUGUGAAACCAAAAGGAGUUUGUACCCUUAGCAUCCCCACUCUGACCUAGCCUCAACUGCCCAGAAUAGGGCUUAGCUAUGGGUGCUAGCAGGUGCAGCAAGUUACUCUCACGUUACCCAAGUACUUUUCUAGGCAAACAGUAUUUUUCUGGGGCUAAGCUUAAUGAACUUAAUAGUAUGGGGGCAAGGAGGUAAGCAAAGGGCGGAUGGACCAAGAACACAAGAGGAAGCCCGUGAUUUGGAUCUGUACCUGCUGGAUGUGACCUGCUGUGCCUUCACCCUGUUUUACCUGUAACCUGGGUAUUACUUCCUCUCCAUGGGAAGGAUUGGGUUUGGGAUUGAAAGGUCUCCUUGUUCUGCCCCAAGUUUCCUCGAUCUUGGUUAGCCCCCCAAAGAUCCCUUUGAGUGAAUAAAGUUUUAAUAUGUUUUGUAUAA